Molecule: messenger RNA, 615 nt
Organism: Peronospora belbahrii
Lineage: Eukaryota; Oomycota; Peronosporomycetes; Peronosporales; Peronosporaceae
Source: the annotation of a GenBank genome assembly
AUGCAGAUGCCACCACGUGCAUCGAAUUUGCAAGACACGAGUUUUUUCUCUCUUCCCACUGUUGACUCUACAAGGGCAUCAAAUUCCGCCACCACAACUCGCCUGUUGACACGCCACCAAGUUGAAAGCGUGCUCGUAUCCGGUGGCACACCGCGUCGUCAAGGUACAGCAUAUUAUACACUUGACGUGUACACUACCACCCCGACUGGCACGCCAAACGACUUUCUUGCUGCAUGUUCAAAAAUCAAUGAUGACGUUGACCAAGCUACUGCUCGCAAACCCGCGUAUCAGGUCCAGAAGUCGCUAGCAGACUUUGAUAAACUUCGUCGCGCUCUUUACAACUCGUCACAAUUGGCACACAGGUCUGUCUCCUGUGAAUAUUGCACGGAAGUGAUUCAGUACCUUGGAAAGGGAGACAAAGGAUUUGGUAGCAGCACGCUUCGAAUGUUGACCGGGCGCGACAAAAUAAGACGCUCGCUGCAGGAGUUUGUGGACGUCGCUUUAGACAUUUUGAUACAUUUUGCCUGUAGUGAGGGUACGCCAUGGUGUUCUGCUCAAGUGCAGAGUCACCAACUCAUGCGUCAAUUUCUUCUACCACGAGCGUCAGAUGCGUGA